UACACGCACCAUCACUCCAUCACUCCGUUCAAUCAGUCUGGCCCUGUGAAAAGCUCAAAGAUCCAUAUAAUACCACUGCCUCAGCGGCUUCCGUUCUCGCCCCACACCUCGCCCAACAAAAAAUUAAGCGCCUCAUAUAAGUCAACUUCGUCCUGCCAUUCCUUUCCCGUCUCUCAUCCCUCAGUCGAACUCCUCCCUGGCAUCUCAGUUGAUCUCAUACCGACUUCAACAUGCCUUCCUCACAACCAGUUGCGGGUGAAAUGGCUGUCAAGCCAGAGUACCUCUCAUCCAAACCCAACUCAAUGGCAAAGCCCAGCGAGCCCAACCGAAAUGCCAAAUAUGACCCCAAGAAGCCUCACAUCACCGAGAUCCCAAUGACCAGAUCGAACUGGUAUAAGCACGUCAACUGGCUUAAUGUCACUCUCAUCGUUGGCAUUCCCAUCUACGGCUGCGUCCAGGCCUUCUGGGUACCUCUCCAAGUCAAGACCGCCAUUUGGGCCAUUGCAUACUACUUCGCCACUGGUUUGGGUAUCACAGCUGGCUACCACAGAUUAUGGGCACAUACUUCAUACUCAGCCACCCUUCCUCUCCGAGUUUUCCUUGCUGCUGUGGGCGGUGGUGCUGUUGAAGGUUCAAUCCGAUGGUGGGCACGCGACCACCGAGCUCAUCACAGAUACACCGAUACCGACAAAGACCCAUACUCCGUCCGGAAGGGACUGCUAUACUCGCAUUUUGGAUGGAUGAUUAUGAAGCAAAACCCAAAGAGAAUAGGACGUACGGACAUCUCUGACCUCAACGAAGAUCCUGUGGUCAUCUGGCAACACAAGAACUACCUCAAGGUCGUCAUCUUCAUGGGUCUCAUCCUGCCCACUAUCGUCGCUGGUCUCGCAUGGGGUGACUGGGUUGGUGGCUUCAUCUACGCUGGUAUCCUCCGCAUAUUCUUCGUCCAGCAAGCCACCUUUUGCGUCAACUCUUUGGCUCACUGGCUCGGGGACCAGCCAUUCGAUGACCGCAAUUCUCCUCGUGAUCACGUCAUCACUGCCCUGGUCACUCUCGGCGAAGGCUAUCACAACUUCCAUCACGAAUUCCCCUCCGACUACCGCAAUGCCAUCGAAUGGCACCAAUACGACCCCACCAAGUGGUCCAUCUGGGUUUGGAAGCAACUUGGUCUAGCCUAUGAUCUCAAGCAAUUCCGCGCCAACGAGAUCGAGAAGGGUCGUCUUCAGCAACAACAGAAGAAGCUCGAUCAGAAGCGUUCCAAACUUGACUGGGGUGUUCCUCUCGAUCAGCUUCCAGUCAUGGAAUGGGACGAUUAUGUUGAGCAAGCCAAGAAUGGACGCGGUCUUGUCGCCAUUGCCGGUAUUGUUCACGACGUGACUGAGUUCAUCAAAGAUCACCCAGGUGGCAAAGCUAUGAUCAACUCGGGUAUCGGCAAGGACGCUACAGCCAUGUUCAACGGUGGUAUCUACAUGCACAGCAACGCUGCCCACAACUUACUCUCAACCAUGAGAGUCGGUGUCAUUCGUGGUGGCUGCGAGGUUGAAAUCUGGAAGCGAGCACAAAUGGAGGCAAAGGGUGAUGUUGUUCGAGAUAGUUCCGGUGAACGGAUCGUCCGAUCUGGCAACCAGCCGACCAAGGUGCUACAAAACACGCCAACAGCUGGAGCUGCUUGAGUUGUACGAUGAUGGUAUGAAAUUUGAUAUGACGAAAGAGUCGUUCUCUUAGCGAGUGUAUAUACAAUUGGCGUUGGGAAGAAUGCGAGCGUGUGAUGCAUAGGUAUCUUCCUUUCGGUUGAUGAGCUUGAUGAGUCUAGCCUUGCAAGGCUUUUUGCUGCAAAGCAUCAAAAUACCCAAUUAGAACCAAAUGAAUUUCUUCAACCGA
Molecule: messenger RNA, 1881 nt
Organism: Exophiala xenobiotica
Lineage: Eukaryota; Fungi; Ascomycota; Eurotiomycetes; Chaetothyriales; Herpotrichiellaceae
Product: acyl-CoA desaturase
Exons: 1
Coding region: 231-1673 (480 amino acids)
Biological process (GO): unsaturated fatty acid biosynthetic process
Cellular component (GO): endoplasmic reticulum membrane
Molecular function (GO): heme binding; iron ion binding; stearoyl-CoA 9-desaturase activity
Source: RefSeq, a predicted model, not a curated record